UGCAUCGUCAGAGUGAAAUGUCAGGCCAUCAAAACAAGUCAUUCUAGAAGUUGUUGCAUUUAACAUCGUAAAGUACGGAGACAAUCUCACACAUAAAAAAUGACUGACAUAGCCGAUUGGUACAAACAGCUACCAAGAUUCACCAAAUAUUGGCUGUCGCUGACUGUCGGUAUCAGUCUGUUGGCCAAAAUAGGAAUUCUGCCCGAUUACUACCUCGUCUUGUUUUGGGAUUUCGUUUGGAGGAAAUUGCAUAUAUGGCGACCCAUCACAGCGGUAUUCUAUUACCCGCUGAAUCCCAAUACGGGCUUUCAUUUCAUGCUGAAUUGCUUUUUCCUGUACAAUUACUCACUACGCUUGGAACAGGAACAUUUCAAGGGUAGUCCGGCCGACUACCUGUUCAUGCUGGUAUUUAAUUGGCUUUGUUGUGUAAUUGUUGGUGUAAUUGCAUCAUUCCCGCUCCUAAUGGAUCCGAUGAUCCUGUCAGUUUUGUACGUUUGGUGUCAACUGAACAAAGAUGUGAUUGUGAACUUCUGGUUCGGGACACGUUUCAAAGCGAUGUAUCUGCCGUGGGUGUUGCUGGCCUUCAAUUUCAUUCUAAGCGGAGCCAUGUUCUCAUUGGUCGGAAUCGUUGUCGGCCAUCUGUACUUCUUCUUGAAGUUUAAGUAUCCACAAGAGUUGGGCGGAGCAUCGUAUUUGGAAACGCCGGGAAUACUAAAACAAUAUUUUCCGGAUGUUCGCGGUGGUGUCCAUGGAUUCGGUGUAGCGCCGGAGAAUCAACGGAAUGUGCAAGAGAACAACGAAAUGGGAAAUCGAUAUUUCGGAGCUCAGGGCUGGGGUCGAGGGCAUGUGCUUGGUCGUUGAUUUGAUUAAAUGUUGUGGCUAUACAAACACAACGUCUCCUGGCUGAGAGAAGGUUGUCUCUAAACUAUUGUAAUUUACAUGUUCUACUAUCAUGUCACUAAACAAGGACAAUAGAAAAACGAAA
Molecule: messenger RNA, 985 nt
Organism: Bradysia coprophila
Lineage: Eukaryota; Metazoa; Arthropoda; Insecta; Diptera; Sciaridae
Gene: Der-1
Product: derlin 1
Source: RefSeq, a predicted model, not a curated record